This is a messenger RNA of Piliocolobus tephrosceles (Ugandan red Colobus), 730 nucleotides long. RefSeq names its product protamine 2 (gene PRM2). Gene Ontology annotation, biological process: spermatid development; nucleus organization; chromosome organization. The coding region runs from base 105 to 539 and encodes 144 amino acids. Lineage: Eukaryota; Metazoa; Chordata; Mammalia; Primates; Cercopithecidae. The record is from RefSeq and is a predicted model, not a curated record. Gene Ontology annotation, molecular function: DNA binding. Gene Ontology annotation, cellular component: nucleus. The transcript is spliced from 2 exons.
GACCAACAGUAACACCAAGGGCAGGUGGGCAGGCCUCAGCCCUCCUCCCCCACCCCAGGGCCCACUGCAGCCUCAGCCCAGGAGCCACCAGCUCUCCCAACACCAUGGUCCGAUACCGCAUGAGGAGCCUGAGCGAACGCCCGCAGGAGGUGCACGGGCAGCAGCUGCAUGGACAAGAGCAAGGACACAACGGCCAAGAGGAGCAGGGGCUGAGCCCAGAGAACGUCGAGGUCUACGAAAGGACCCACCAAGGCUACUCUCACCAUAGGAGCAGGCGCUGCUCUCGAAGGAGGCUGCACCGGAUCCACAGACGGCGGCAUCGCUCCUGCAGAAGGCGCAGAAGACGCUCCUGCAGGCAACGGAGGAGGCAUCGCAGAGGUCUGCCCAUGCCCCUGCCUUGCCCUGCACGUCCCUUACCAUCCCAGGUUGCAGAACCAGGAGGAGAAGAUGCAGAAGGUACUAAGCUUCUUGGGCCCCUCACCUCCGGCUGGAAAUUAAGAAAAAGUCACCUGCCCAAGAAACACCAAGAGAGGCCAUAGCAAUUCCCCUCCAUCAAAUGCUCAAGCCCCCAGCUGGAAGUUAAGAGAAAGUCACCUGCCCAAGAAACACCAAGUGAGGCCAUAGCAACUCCCCUACAUCAAAUGCUCAGGCCCUGAGUUGCCGCUGAGAAGUACACAAGAUCUGAGUGAAAUGAGCAAAAGUCACCUGCCCAAUAAAGCUUGACAAGACA